AGGAUCACAUCCCAUAGGAAUUCUUCAACAGCUUGAAGUAUGGCCACUACCAGCCGUGAAUUAUCAGGACAAUGGGACCAUGUGAGGAAAGUGCUUGAAAGGCCAAGCCCUUUGGCACAUCCAGACUUUGAGCCAAAUACUGGAAUCCUUGAUUUUCUUCGUGAAACCUGCAAAGUUCUAGUGAUUGGAGCAGGAGGACUGGGCUGUGAACUUUUGAAAAACUUGGCACUGAUGGGCUUUUCUAAUAUUCAUGUGAUUGAUAUGGACACAGUUGAUAUAUCAAAUCUUAACCGACAGUUUCUCUUUCGUCAAUGUGAUAUUGGCAAGUCCAAAGCAAAUGUUGCUGCUGAAUUCAUCAACAAACGAAUUCCAUAUUGCACUGUCACACCUCACUUCCAACCAAUACAAGAUUAUGAUGCAGAUUUCUACAGUCAAUUUCACAUAGUUGUGUGUGGACUGGACUCGAUAGUAGCCCGAAGAUGGAUAAACGGCAUGCUUGUUUCACUCCUUCGCUAUGAAGAUGGGACACUUGAUCAGAGUACUGUCAUUCCCAUGAUUGAUGGAGGUACUGAAGCUUUCAAAGGUCAUGUGAACUACCCAUUAUGCACGAUAGCACACACUCCAAGACUACCGGAGCAUUGUAUUGAAUAUGUGAGGAUCCUUUUGUGGAAAAAAGAGAAUCCAUGGGGAGAAGAAACACUUAUUGAUGGGGAUGACCCUCAACAUUUAGCUUGGAUCUUUGAAAAGGCUCAAGAAAGAGCAUCUCAGUAUGGAAUCCAGGGAGUGACGUAUCGUCUGACACAGGGUGUGGUGAAACACAUCAUUCCAGCUGUUGCAUCCACGAAUGCUGUCAUUGCUGCCGCCAUGGCAACGGAAGUCUUCAAAGUCGCCACAUCCUGCUGCUCAACUCUCAAUAACUACAUGGUAUUUAACGACUCGGAAGGCAUCUACACGUAUACGUUUGAAGCCGAAAAAAAGGAUGAUUGUGUGGUAUGCAGUCAAGGAGGGAAGGAAUUGAAGACUAAACCCGACGAGACCCUGAUGGGAUUGCUUGAACUUUUUAAAAGUGCUUCGUACCAGAUGCAGAAUCCCGGUGUUCUUCUGAACCUUCCCGAUGGGAAAACGCGAACUCUUUACAUGUCUAGCAUCGCUUCCAUGGAGGAGAAGACGAGGCCUAAUCUGAAGAAGACCCUCAGUGAGUUGGGUGUGAAGCACGGGAGUGAACUCAUCAUCACAGAUGUCACGAGUCCCACAUCCAUUGUCUUCAAGACCAUUUUUAGCUCCUCUUGAUUUUUUUUUCAAUCUGUCUUGUGUAUCUCUCGGUCCCAUCCACUCGAUAACUUAUUGUCUAGUGUCUUGAGAUAGACUUAUGAUCGCUGAAAUGUGUGAUAUUUUCUCGUACGUGCAUGGAAGCCAUGACGGACCGGUACGAGUACCUGUACCUGUACCGGUGUGAAAAACUUGUAUGAUGUACCUUUUAUUUCAAGUGCAGCUGUCCGUGUCAUCUGCCAGAUGUUGGAUGUGCUCCAUCGUAAAGAACAACUUCGUCCUCGUGCAUCAGCAUUCUACAUGUCGUUCUCAAAUGCUUGUAGUGCCAUGUCUGAUUGCAUCUUGAAAAUUUUAUCUCCAGCCCUGAUGGAGAAAUAAGUGAAAUCGUCUCGGCCAGCAUUGCGAUGUGAAAGCCCAUUCUCGAGUUAUUCAGUUAUUCUUUCCCCAAAAAAGAGGCUCCUUUCCUGGUCCUUUGCUUUCCUCCUUUCCUUUCCUUUCGUGG
Messenger RNA from Darwinula stevensoni, 1771 nucleotides. NCBI's taxonomy places the organism in Eukaryota, Metazoa, Arthropoda, Ostracoda, Podocopida, Darwinulidae. The record is from the annotation of a GenBank genome assembly.